AUGUUAAAACAUGAUAUUGACAAUCAACAUAAAGAAAAUAUUAAAUCAGAUAUCAUAAUCGAAGGCGAUAGAUCACCGAUGCUAUUAGCACAACAUACGAAUUCAAUUAAUACCGAUACAUCAAAAACAAAUAUAGUCUCGAUUGAUCAACAGAGUUAUGAUGAUAAUAAAAGCACUUUCAUGAAUAUUCUUAGUGCUAUGUAUGCAAUUAUUUUUGGUAUUUUAUUUGGAUUUCUUAUGAAUAAAGGUACAGUUUUUGUGUCACCUACUAUUCGUAAACAAAUGUUAUUUGAACGUUUUGCAAUGUUAAAAAUGUUUCUUGCUGCUGUUGGAGUAUCAAUGUUAAGUGUAGCUUUACUUGUUCUCUUUUGUGGAGCUUUGUAUGGAAAAGUUUUAAAUAGUUAUAUCGAACAUAAUAGUCGUCGAGGCGUUCUUCAUUAUAUAUUUGGAGGUACUUUAAUCGGUUUAGGAAUGGUUGUAUCUGGUAGUUGUCCAGGAACAGUUUUUGUUCAAGUUGGUUCAGGUAUUCUUAAUUCACUCUUUACUUGCUUGGGUGGUCUUCUGGGCACCUAUUUUUACUAUAUGUUGAUACAUGAUCGUGUAUCACAUACAAAAUUACCUUCAACAUCACUUGUUCUACGACGUUUAUGUGAUGUAUUACAUAUUCAUAGUACUAUCAUUCAUACUAUAUUCGGUUGUAUUCUUCUUGGUGCUGCUAUUGGUUUAGAAUAUUUGAUUCCUUGGAAAUCUGAUUUAAAUAGUCGCUUAUUAGUUAACGGUACUCUCAAUCCAAAUGAAGCUAUUGGACAUAUUUUUGGUAUGGCUGCUUGGCCACCAUCAAUUUGUGGUGCAGGUAUUGGACUUUUACAAUUAUUUUUUAUAUUUUUUCUUGAAAAAUCAUUGGGAGUAUCAUCCGCAUUUACUGUAUUUGCUGCUCAAGUAUGUCGUAUUAAAACAAUUGGUCGAACAAUACCAUCAAUGAAUUCAUUUGCCUAUGGAUUUAAGAACUAUGUUACUCUUCUAUUUGCUUUGGGUGCUAUUGGUGGUAGUGCAUUAUCAUCAAGUCUAUCACAAACAAUUCCAUUAGGUGCAGAAAAUGGAACCAAUAUACUUAAUAGUAUUCUAGGAGGAUUUUUCUUACUCUUAGGUGCACGAUGUGCAGGUGGUUGUACAAGUGGUCAAGGAAUUUCAGGUAUGACGCAUCUCCUAUUUGGUUCAUUUCUUACAACAGCAUGUAUAUUUGGUGGUGGCAUUAUUUUUGCUUUUACUUUUUCAUUAGGCAAAGAUGAAUGGUCUUUUUACAAUCUAUAA
Messenger RNA from Adineta steineri, 1311 nucleotides. NCBI's taxonomy places the organism in Eukaryota, Metazoa, Rotifera, Eurotatoria, Adinetida, Adinetidae. The record is from the annotation of a GenBank genome assembly.